This is a messenger RNA of Notodromas monacha, 731 nucleotides long. The record is from the annotation of a GenBank genome assembly. NCBI's taxonomy places the organism in Eukaryota, Metazoa, Arthropoda, Ostracoda, Podocopida, Cyprididae.
AGGUCGUUCUUUGCUGCGGGGAGUCGUCAUGUGGCAGUGAGUUCAGUGAGUGACGAGACCCGCGUGAAGCGUCAGGAAAGUCCUGCAGUGACCUGCAUAUACAUAUACAGUGGUGAACAGAAAAGAAAAACAGCAGAGAGGAAACGUGGACUGACGACUCAAGUUUCCUCCUUGCGAAAUCUGUGUCGAUUCCGGCGUGAUCCGAAUCCGAAAAAAAAAGGAAUAACGAAGCAAACAUGACGAAAAUCGGGAUCGAUCGGCGAUUAAAACGACCGCGUCGGUGGUCAUCCAUUCUGAUGACGACGUGUGUCGCGUUUUUCCUGUGUUUUUCGUCGUUGUGCAGUGCAUUCAAUGUGGAUGUUCUGCAUCCGAUCAUCUUCGAAGAUCCUGGAAUCGGUGGUGGCUGGAACGGAAGGGACUCGUACUUCGGGUUUUCCGUCGCAUUGCACAAUUUCACAGAUUCGGUCAGCGAUCUCACGACUUGGGUGUUGGUUGGAGCUCCGAGAGGCAAUCGUUCCAGUUCGCUUUAUCCACCCGCAACUGGCAACGACAGGGUCGUGGAACCCGGAGUGCUGUACAAGUGCAGUCUUUGGUCUGACAAAGAUUCUUGUGUUGAAGUGGUGCUUGAUCAAACUGUCGGGCCAAAUGAGCCAUUCAUCAUCGUUUCUGAGGAAGGUACUCCGCCGCCUCAUGCGCUUGUCAUCCACUUCCGAUUCCGCCGCAGAUGCCUG